AUGGCAGCGGCGAGCCGCGGCGGCAGCAGGCAGCCUGUGAGCUCCGGCGGCGGCGGCCGAGCCAGCGGCAGCCCAGCUCGCUGCCCCCUGCAAACUUUCCUACCACCUCGUCCGAGGGGCCAGGGGGACAGCCCAGAGCACCCGCACCAGAAGCAGCCCCUGGAGCCGCCGCCGCCGCCGCCGCCGCAACCCCGGCACAGCAGCAGCAGCAGCCGCGGCAGCAGCUCCAGUGGCGGCAGUAGCAGUAGCAGCGGCGGCAGUAGCAGCAGCAGCAGCACCCAGUCUCCCCGGGGAGCAGCUGCCGAACCCCGAGUCCCUUGGCACUGCCCCCCGAGCCCUCCAGGGGGGACACGAGUGGUGCCUGGCCAGCUGACGCCUGCCUCCGGAGCUGGUGGCCGCGUGGGGGGCGGGGAGGGUGCCCACGGUGGAGGCAAGAGCCCCGACUGGCUGGGGAGAGCUGCAGUGCCAGGGGAAAGCGCUCCCAGCCCGGCCACCCAGGCACCCGGGGCUGGGGAGCCGCUGGACUUGGGCGAUGGGCGGCGCUCAGUGACGCCGCCGUUGCCCGCUUGGCAUCAAGGACAUCGAGCCCUCCGGGGGGGUGGGGUGGGGGUGCAGGGGGCAGCCCCCGAUCGUCAUUGCAGCCGCGGAGAGCCUCCACUGCUGCCCGGCUUUUGGGGGUAA
Trichosurus vulpecula (common brushtail) is the source of this 681-nucleotide messenger RNA. Its product is annotated as ESX-1 secretion-associated protein EspB-like. The record is from RefSeq and is a predicted model, not a curated record. The transcript is spliced from 3 exons. Lineage: Eukaryota; Metazoa; Chordata; Mammalia; Diprotodontia; Phalangeridae. The coding region runs from base 1 to 681 and encodes 226 amino acids.